UUUUCUUGCCUUAUAUUUUGUCUUUACUCAUGCUUCACUCCACAGGUAUGACAGAAAACAUAAAGGACAUUCACACAUGGAAAAUCCCAAGAAGAAGAAGUGUCAUCGUCUUUUGACACCUUCCAAAUCCCUCCCCCCUCUCUCCCUCUCUCUCUCUCAUAUGGUGCUAGCUAAUUCUUUCCUCCAUCUUACAGAAGCACAUGCUUAAUCACAGAGUCACCUUCGUUUGUUUAUUAUUUUUUCUUUCCAUUACAAAGUUGUCUUGAUCCUUGUUAUUUUUAUGUGGGUUUAUUUCUGGGAGAGAACCGUUUUAUAAUGAGAGGCAUAGCAUCUUGUUACAACGAACAUGCUAUUAGAGUGUCCGAUUCAUAUUGUUCAAGGCCUUCAAACCAGACCUAUCAUUGUCCAAAACUGAAUCCUUCCACCAGAGAUUCAGUCACCUGCAUGUACAAAAUCUCAACGCAAAAGCAACUCUUCAUCACACUAACUUGGGCCAAGAAACUCCUAGGUCAAGGCUUCACCAUAACCAUCUCCAAUUCCGAUCAUUUUCCCUCCAAAUUCAACGCAAAGAACUUGAAUAAAACCAAAGGAAACGAAACAUUCCAAACCCACAAUUUCCAAAUCCAAGUCCUCUGGGAUCUCUCCGAUGCCAAGUACGAGGAUGGGCCAGAACCGGUUAAUGGGUUUUACGUCGUCGUUUUGGUUGACUCAGAAUUGGGCCUACGCCUCGGUGACAAAGAUCCCUUACUUGAAGAACAAUCAGACAAAAAGGAAGCGAAUUUCUCAAUGGUUUCAAGGAGUGAAACGUUUUCCGAAACUGCGGUUUACGCGACAAAGGCGAAAUUUUGCGAGACGGGAAUUUCUCAUGACAUAUUGAUAAAGUGCUGCGCGGAAGAGGGAGCGUCGAAGGGUCACGUGUUGUCCGUGUGGGUGGACAAGAAGACAAUGUUCCAGGUGAAGAGGUUGCGCUGGAACUUUCGUGGGAACCAAACAAUUUUUGUGGAUGGUUUGGUCGUGGAUAUGAUGUGGGAUGUGCAUGAUUGGCUUUUCAAUCCCAAUUCUGCUUCGGCAAUGUUCAUGUUCAGGACAAGGAGUGGCCUCGACAGUAGAUUAUGGUUGGAGGAGAAGGCUUCGCACACGCGCAACCAGCAGGACAAAAAUGGGUUCUCCUUGUUGAUACGUGCAUGUAAGAACCUUGAUUGAUUCAAUCUUUUUUACAUUUUUUUAAUUCAACUGGAUUUUCUCAGAUUAAAAGGACUGACACAUCUUUAGUUUUUUCUUCUUCUUAAUAUCAACUGUUCAUGAUCUUUGGUCAGUGGCCAUGUGUCACUGUUCCCGUUUGAACAGGACUAGAUGAAUGUUCAUAGAUUAUAUUAAAUACUCGUACUGUUAGAAGUGUGAUUUUAUAACUACAAAUUGUUCGCAAA
Messenger RNA from Vigna angularis (adzuki bean), 1427 nucleotides. RefSeq lists its product as uncharacterized. The transcript has a single exon. The record is from RefSeq and is a predicted model, not a curated record. NCBI's taxonomy places the organism in Eukaryota, Viridiplantae, Streptophyta, Magnoliopsida, Fabales, Fabaceae. Bases 316 to 1203 code for a protein of 295 amino acids.